CCUUGUCUCUGUUCUAAAACAUCUACAUACAGUCAAAGCCAAACUGUUAAAGAAGAGCGCCUGAGAAAGUACAAAAAAACUCCGUAGAUUAGACGAAACGAAGCUCCAAGGAGGUUCCUCCAUUAUCUCUAGCGAAUGUUUCGUACUUGAUAGAUAGAUACUCCGUGUAAAGCAAAGCUCUCUGUUUUUUUCUUUUCUUGGAUUGUUGUGUAAAGCCAAGUUCCCGUUUUAGUGGUUUAUAACAUCAUCCAUAACCGAAGACGAAGAUGCAGCAUGGUGGAAACAAGAGUGGGGGGAAGUCCAAUGUCUGGGCUAACGCUAAUUUGAAUAAGACAAUGGCAGCUUUAGAUGAGUUCAAAUCUGGAUUCCCAUCAGGCGGUUUAACAACUGUAUCAAACAAAUGGUGGGGAAGGCCAGAGAAAAAUGGAGGAGAAGAGAUUACUGAAGAUGGAGAUGUCAAGGACGAAGCAGCUUCGGAGAAGCAAAGUUCUUUGGUAGCUAUUAGGAAAAGAAUAGCGGAAGAAGGAAGGGAAGCUGUUGAACAUGGUCUGCAUCAUGGAUUUGGUUCAAAAAAACAAGACGAGAGAUCACGCCCUACUGUUUCAGAUCUUCGAGUCUUCACUGCCAAAGGAUUGGGUUACUGAUUCUUCCUAAAUUCGUUUUAAUAAGUUUAGAACAGAGUUCCCUCUUGAAAUCAUGCUCUGUUGUAUACUAUAUUUGUAAUGUUGUAAUAGUAUUCACUGGGUCAUAGGACAAGAAACUAAUAAUGUAGUAUUGCUUUGAGGUCAUUUAUCAAAGUGAUUUGGAAAUAAAUACAACAGAAAGACUUGCGA
Molecule: messenger RNA, 833 nt
Organism: Camelina sativa (false flax)
Lineage: Eukaryota; Viridiplantae; Streptophyta; Magnoliopsida; Brassicales; Brassicaceae
Source: RefSeq, a predicted model, not a curated record